AUGGUUAGAAUUAGAGGUCUCGGUUGUGAUUUAGGCCGAGCAAUAGGAAAAGUCCAUGGAGGAGACGAUGAUGAUAAUGAUGUCCCUAGCGGCGAAGGCCUACCGCAUCUGCCCACAGGCAGCGACUCCUCAGCUGCAAAAAUUUACAAUAAUUUGGCUUUGGCUGUUUGCAUGCUGGGAAUAUCAGAAGCUCUUGCUCUAGGCCAAUCUCUAGGUGUUUCUGCCAGCACCUUGACAAAUUUAUUUAACUGCUCCAGUGCUAACUGUUGGAGUAGAUAUACUAAGCUCUGCAGCGUUGGCCAUGAAGCCAAAGACUUUUCAUGUGCUUUCCGUCAUUAUUACUCUGGAAUGGACGAACCUCAUGAUAAGUAA
Glycine soja is the source of this 372-nucleotide messenger RNA. Its product is annotated as probable 3-hydroxyisobutyrate dehydrogenase, mitochondrial. Lineage: Eukaryota; Viridiplantae; Streptophyta; Magnoliopsida; Fabales; Fabaceae. The record is from RefSeq and is a predicted model, not a curated record. Bases 1 to 372 code for a protein of 123 amino acids. Gene Ontology annotation, molecular function: 3-hydroxyisobutyrate dehydrogenase activity; NAD binding. Gene Ontology annotation, biological process: L-valine catabolic process. The transcript has 3 exons.